AUGCUUCGCCUGCCAACCCUCUUCUCCCCGAAACCCCUCAUCUUCCGCCUCCUCGCAGCAGCGGAGGUCCGCUUCGCCCACCGGCGGGCCGCGAAGCCAGCGCCGCCCAUUCCGCCGCCCACCCCUCCUCGGCCGCCGCAGAAGCCCGUGCCCUUCACCGUCCAUGGCGUCACCUGGCACGACCCCUUCAGCUGGAUGUCCAACCUCUCUGACAACGUCGCGAUGCGCCACAUGGACGUGUACAUUGAGCAGGAGGAGAAGUACACGGAGGCCGUCCUGGCCACCACCGGCGCCGACCGGCUCCAGCGCAAGCUCCAGAUAGAGAUGGCCCCGAGAAUGGCUUCCGAUCUCUGCACUCCGCCCGUCCGGUGGGGCCCCUGGCUCUACUACCGCCGUAUGGAAGAGGGGAAGCAGUACCCGGUGCUGUGCCGGAGGUUGGCCCGCCUCCACGAGGAGUUCAUCUCUUACAGUGAGCCCUCGGCCGGGUUCGAUUACACCACCGGGAAAAGGAUCGAGCAAAAGCUGCUCGAUUAUAAUCAAGAAGCUGAGCGGUUCGGAGGUUACUCUCAUGAAGAAUUAUCUGAAGUGUCCCCAGAUCAUCAUUUUCUUGCAUAUACUAUGUAUGACAAAGAUAAAGACUGCUUCACCUUAUCCGUUAGGGAUUUGACUACGGGUUCACUUUGUGACAAACCUCGAGCUGAUCGAGUAGCAAAUUUGUCAUGGGCAAUGAAUGGCAAGGCAUUGCUUUACACAGUCACAGACAAUGAGAAAAGACCAUAUCGGAUCUUUUGUAGCAUUCUUGGAUCCGGUAAGGAUGAUAUUCUCAUUCUCGAAGAACCUGAUAAGGAUGCAUAUGUAAACAUCAGAAACACCAAAGACUUUCAGUUUGUAACUGUAAAUACCUUUUCUACCACUUAUUCAAAGGUAUACUUGAUAAAUGCAGCUGAUCCCUUCUCUGGUAUGACAUUAGUCUGGGAAUCUGAACCUCAUGUUCAUUGUGCUAUUGAGCAUCAUCGAGGAUACAUAUAUUUAUUAACAAAUGCUGCAAGAGGAGGCGUAGCUGUUGAUUCACAUUAUCUUCUCCGUCGUAUUGCUGAAGCUUCUGGUUCAAACAAUUGGGAGAGUAUACUUCUUGAGGAUCCAGGUGCUACCAUAGAGGAUGUCGAUUUUUGUGACACUCAUAUGGUGCUUAUUCUAAAGGAGGGCAAAACAUUUAGACUUUGCUCCAUUCCGCUACCUUUGCCUGUGGAUUUUAAAGAACCCGUGCAUCUAGCAGCCCUCCGUCCAAGCUACUUAGCUCUUCCAAAGCAUGUCUGUCAGAUCUCACCUGGGCCCAAUUAUGACUACUAUUCCUCAACAAUGCGAUUCAUAAUAUCCUCACCUGUGAUGCCUGAUGCUGUUGUUGAUUAUAACUUAUCAGACGGGAAGUGGUGCAUAGUACAGCAACAGAACAUGCUGCAUGAGCGAACAAGAACAUUAUAUGGCACAGCUUCUGUUGCCAAUAAUAUAAACAAAUCUUCAUUCUCACAGAGCUUUGGCACCAUACAUGAAGUUAAUGAUCUGGAUAAUAUGUGGAAUGAGCUUUCUGAGUUUUAUGCUUGUGAAUACUAUGAUGUUUCUUCAAAUGAUGGAGUUUUAGUCCCCUUGACUGUUGUAUACUCAAGAAAGCACAAGCAAGAGGGCAAUCCAGGCUUACUUCAUGGACAUGGUGCGUAUGGUGAGUUAUUAGACAAGCGUUGGCGAAGUGAACUAAAAAGCCUUCUUGACCGUGGUUGGAUCAUUGCAUAUGCUGAUGUCAGGGGUGGUGGUGGAGGUGGUAAGAAGUGGCACCAUGAUGGCAGACGUACUAAAAAGCAAAACUCAAUCAAUGAUUUUGUUUCAUGUGCUGAGUUUCUAGUUAACCAAGGUAUUGUGAAAGAAAACAGCCUUGCUGCUUGGGGAUAUAGUGCUGGUGGGCUUCUGGUUGCCUCAGCAAUUAAUACUCGUCCAGAUUUAUUCCGAGCUGCAGUUUUGAAGGUUCCCUUUUUAGAUGUCUGCAACACACUUCUUUACCCUAUUUUACCUCUCACUCCUGUUGAUUAUGAAGAGUUUGGUUACCCUGUGGAGCUUGAGGAUUUUCUCGCCAUCAAGAAGUAUUCACCUUAUGAUAAUAUUCAGAAGGAUGCCCUUUACCCAUCUGUAUUGGUGACAUCAUCUUUCAUUACUAGGUUUGGCUUUUGGGAAGCUGCUAAAUGGGUUGCAAAGGUACGUGAUCACACCAUAUAUGACCCACAACGUCCGAUACUGCUAAAUUUAACAACAGAUGUAGUUGAGGAAAACAAGUAUUUGGAGUCCAAAGAAUUGGCAUUGGAGACUGCUUUUCUUAUCAAAAUGGGAACAGAUAGCUAAAAUCUGGGCCAUUAUAUGCAUCUCAUAGCUAAAAGUUGGGCCAUCCCGUGCAUCUCUUGAGAGCUGAAACUUCCGAAGCUUAUGGGAUGCUGGUGUUUCAUGAAAAGUCAUCCUUUGAAGGGUAUCAUAUUGCAAUCCCAAAUAACAGUGCUUCUGCUGCUAAGUUAUUUUUAUCGAUGGCUUGAUUUUGGUGCUCUAUUCAGCCCAAAAUUGUUAUAGAAAAAGAUAAGAAUUUAUUUCUCUACUUAUGAUUCGAUCUGGAAGUUGGACUUUGGAAAGUUUCCUUCUCUUAUGAAGGUAAUUGGUUCGUCAUCGCCGUCGCCGUCGUCGUCAUCAUCAUCGAGCCCUUUUCUUGCCAUAUGUCACUAAAUUGAGUUAGUCGGAUGAAGGCAAUUGGCUCUUUCUGCAGGAAGUGUUGAAAUUGAUGUGAGAAGUUAACUGAAUCUGCAUCAUAUAUUUAUUUAUAGAGUAGUGACUAAAGCUUUUUUUUCGCAAAAAAAAUAAAUUGCCCAGUGAUGCUGUUUCUCAUGUACAAUCAUAACAGGGUUAUUUUCUUGAAUUAUGGCAGCAUACAGUUUUCUUAGUUUAUAGAGGGCUGGCGCAGGUUUUUUAUGUAAAAUAUAUGUAAUGUAUGCUUGGCCCUUGAUGUUUUAUUUAAAGAAAGAAAACAUCAAUAGGUUAUUAAAUAAUAAUUCAAGGUCAAAUGUGUAUACCGUUUGUGGCCA
Molecule: messenger RNA, 3113 nt
Organism: Elaeis guineensis (African oil palm)
Lineage: Eukaryota; Viridiplantae; Streptophyta; Magnoliopsida; Arecales; Arecaceae
Biological process (GO): proteolysis
Molecular function (GO): serine-type endopeptidase activity
Source: RefSeq, a predicted model, not a curated record